UGAGGCUUAGGAUCAGCAAGACACAGAGAGAGAAUAGUGGGUUAAGGUUCAUUGUACGUCACUCAUAGGCACUAGGCAGGGGUUAAUAAAGAUGCAGGGAGCAGUUAGAGCCAUUUCUUUUUCUCUUUUUCAUGCUGCACGGGUCUCAUCUUCUGUCAGGACCAUGUCUUCUCUGCUGACUGUCCCUCCACCUCCUGCACUCCUACAGCCCCUGCAUAUCCCCCAGCGUCUCAUGCUGGGUCCCGGACCCUCCAAUGUGCCACCACGGAUACAGCUAGCAGGGGCCCAACAGGUCAUUGGACACAUGCACUCUGAAAUGUUCCAGAUAAUGGACAAUAUUAAGCAGGGCAUACAUUACGCCUUCCAGACGCAGAACACCCUGACAUUGGCCGUGAGUGGUUCCGGACACUGUGCUAUGGAGGCAGCUCUGUUUAAUGUAUUGGAGAAAGGGGAUGUGUUUCUUGUGGCUGUAAAUGGAAUAUGGGGGGAGAGAGCAGCUGAUAUUGCUGAGAGAAUUGGUGCUGAUGUGCAUCGGCUAAUAAAGCCACCUGGUGAGGGCUUCACAUUAAAAGACGUAGAAAAGGCUUUAGCAGAGCACAAGCCCUGUCUGUUCUUUAUCACCCACGGAGAGUCAUCCAGCGGAGUGGUGCAACCCUUGGAUGGUAUAGGAGAGCUGUGUCACCGAUACAACUGCCUCCUUCUGGUAGACUCUGUGGCAUCUUUAGGAGGGGCUCCCAUAUAUAUGGACAAGCAGGGGAUUGACAUCUUAUAUUCUGGGUCUCAGAAAGUAUUAAAUGCACCACCAGGCACCGCACCAAUCUCCUUUAGUGAAGCAGCAAGUAAGAAGAUUUUCAACCGAAAGACAAAGCCACCUUCAUUGUAUGUGGACCUGACCUGGCUGGCAAACUACUGGGGCUGUGAUGGGAAACCAAGAAUAUAUCACCACACAGGACCAGUGACCAACUUCUUCACUUUGAGAGAAGGGCUUGCAAUGCUGGCUGAGCAGGGGUUGGAGCGUUCUUGGGAACUACAUCGUGAGAAUGCUUUAAGAUUGCACAAAGGACUGGAAGCUUUGGGACUGAAGCUCUUUGUGAAAGAUCCAGCAUUGAGACUCCCCACUGUCACAACAAUAUGUGUGCCAGCUGGAUAUGACUGGAAGGAUAUCACAACAUAUAUCAUGAAGAAUUACAGCAUUGAAAUAACAGGGGGAUUGGGACCCUCUACUGGAAAGGUUCUCCGUAUUGGGCUAAUGGGAUACAAUUCAACCAAAACCAAUGUGGAUCGCGUUUUAGAGGCUCUACGUAACGCUCUGCAGCACUGCCCCAAGAACAAAAUGUGAAAGUCACAUUCUUUCUAGAAAUAUAGUCACACGCCCAAUGAGUAAAAUUAACAUCUUUUUUUCUGGAUCAUCUCUUAUCAUUUAUAUAUCUUUUUAUCUCACCGUCAUUUUUGCAGCUGUAAUGAAAAUAAAGAAAAUUCUGAUCAUUUGUA
Bombina bombina (fire-bellied toad) is the source of this 1491-nucleotide messenger RNA. RefSeq names its product alanine--glyoxylate aminotransferase (gene AGXT). The coding region runs from base 92 to 1339 and encodes 415 amino acids. The transcript has 11 exons. Lineage: Eukaryota; Metazoa; Chordata; Amphibia; Anura; Bombinatoridae. Gene Ontology annotation, molecular function: L-serine:pyruvate transaminase activity; L-alanine:glyoxylate transaminase activity. Gene Ontology annotation, cellular component: peroxisome. The record is from RefSeq and is a predicted model, not a curated record.